Molecule: messenger RNA, 1250 nt
Organism: Acyrthosiphon pisum (pea aphid)
Lineage: Eukaryota; Metazoa; Arthropoda; Insecta; Hemiptera; Aphididae
Product: kelch-like protein 2
Exons: 7
Coding region: 98-1237 (379 amino acids)
Molecular function (GO): protein binding
Source: RefSeq, a predicted model, not a curated record
CAUUUUAAUAUUUGUAUGUCCUUUUAAUAGCAUAUUGGAAUACUGUUGUUGUGUUAAGAGCUCAAAGCCCCUGGACUUAAUAAAUAUAUAAUUUACAAUGCAAGGUCUACAAGAAAUACCGAUAUCCACUAGUUGUGAACCAGCAAAAUUUGAGUAUACAAAAAGGUCUUAUGCCGAAAUGUUUCAAGUAUUACAAUCCUUACGCCAACAUGAGGUUCUUUGUGAUAUUAAACUGGAAACGGAUGACGGUACAAUAAUAUUUGGACACAAAGUGGUUUUAGCAUCUGCUAGUCAAUAUUUCCAAGCAAUGUUCACACAUUUUGCAGAAAAGAAUAAAGAUCUUGUAGUUAUAAGAGAAUUAGAUUCUAUCACCUUACAACUAUUAGUAGAUUUUAUUUAUUCUGGGAAAAUCAUGGUCACCGAGAAUAAUGUACAGAAUUUAUUACCAGCGGCAAAUCUCUUGCAAUUACAAGAAAUAAAGGAGGCAUGCUGUGGUUUUUUACAGACACAACUGCACUUUACAAAUUGUCUUGGUGUAAAGGCGUUAGCAGAUUUACACAGCUGUCCACAAUUAUUAACAAGUUCAGAAUUGUAUAUUAAACAACAUUUUUUAGAUGUUAUUGAGGGUGACGAAUUCCUCUCCUUAUCAUCUGAUCAAGUAGUUAAGUUGAUCUCCAGUGAUGAACUUGCAGUUCCAUAUGAAGAAAAGGUAUUUGAAUGUGUUAUUCGUUGGGUAACACAUGAAUUGGAUUCUAGACAAUGUAUGUUACCCCAAUUAAUGGAACAUGUGCGAUUGCCAUUACUAUCGAAAAAUUACAUAUUAACAAAAGUAAUUGAGGAACCUCUUCUAAAUAAUGGUCUUUGUAAAGAUUAUAUUAUGGAGGCAUUAAAUUUUCAUUCACUUGGGUCAGAUCAGCUUAUCGGCUCAAUUCCAAAAAAUAUACGUACUAAACCUAGGCUUGGAGAUAAAGUUAUUUUAGUGGUUAGUGGAUCUGGGCAUUUUGAAAAUCGUACAGAAUGGUACGAUCCAAAAAUCAAGCAAUGGCAGUAUGGACCAGAAAUGACUCUUUCCCGUGUUAAAGCUGGUCUAGCUGUAUUAAAAAAUAAUUUUGUGUUUGCUAUGGGAGGUCAUAGUUGUGGAUUACCUGUCCAGACUGUUAAUGUGCUUGAUUUAUCAUCAGAACUACCCUGUUGGGAAUCAUCCGUUGACAUGUUGGUUAAAAGAAGUAAAUUAUGAGUUGGCGUGAUAA